AUACCAACUGGCAUUUUACAGGUUAACACCAAAGAUGAAGAGAGUGGGAUCCAGGAGCAAGCAAGGAAACCCAGAGAGCUGCGCAUGAUUCCAUACAUGAUCACCAUUGGAGAUGCCAUACACAACUUUGCGGAUGGUCUCGCUAUUGGUGCUGCAUUUGCUACCUCCUGGAAGACGGGUCUGGCAACAUCGCUGGCGGUGUUAUGUCAUGAACUUCCACAUGAACUAGGUGACUUUGCUGCCUUACUACACGCUGGCCUCAGUGUGCGCCUGGCGUUGCUACUGAAUUUCGCCAGUGCGCUCACUUCAUUCAUCGGUCUGUAUAUUGGACUCUCGGUAUCUGCAGACUACGCGGUACAGCAGUGGAUCUUCUCUGUAGCCACCGGGUUAUUCCUCUACGUGGCUCUCGCAGACAUGCUGCCUGCGAUGAUGAAUGUGAGAGAUCGCCGACCGUGGCUCCUUUUCUUUCUUCAUAAUUUGGGACUCUUCGUGGGCUGGAUAAUUCUCUUGCUCCUAUCUCUAUAUGAGGAUAAUAUUGCUGUGUGACCUCAAUAAGUGGCUGCCACAUCCUCACAAGCAUACAGUAACCUUCUACACAAGGACACCCUGAACUGGCAUCACACUGCAUCCUCACAAGCAUACAGUGACCUUCUACACAAGGACACCCUGAACUGGCAUCACGCUGCAUACUUACAUAGUUUAUCGUCCAUUUUUUUAAUCCAAAAUCUGCCCCCCCCCCCCAUAACCCUUCCAACUAUUGAGAAUACAGAGUCUCCCUAGGUCUGGGAGCUCUCAUUCUCUCAUCUAUCCACUUAGCUCCUAUACCUGUGAGUUUACCUGACUUGUUCAACCAAACCUCAUCUACCUCCUACUGGACUCAUUACAAUCAUUCAGGGAUAUGUUCAGUGCACCAGAGACCCUAAUGGUCCGUGUCUCUAGAUUUCUGAUGAUUUAGCUAAAUGUCCUGCACUGAAAAACUCUAAAUGCUGCUGAGAUGUCUCACUUUAUAGCAUAAGAAAACAGUUUACAGUGUAACAGACAGAAGUGUGACUUUUAAUCAUGACAACAUAUUAUAAAAGGAUAUGGUAUAAAAAUUA
Bombina bombina (fire-bellied toad) is the source of this 1097-nucleotide messenger RNA. Its product is annotated as zinc transporter ZIP4. Gene Ontology annotation, cellular component: membrane. Gene Ontology annotation, molecular function: zinc ion transmembrane transporter activity. NCBI's taxonomy places the organism in Eukaryota, Metazoa, Chordata, Amphibia, Anura, Bombinatoridae. Gene Ontology annotation, biological process: intracellular zinc ion homeostasis; zinc ion import across plasma membrane. The record is from RefSeq and is a predicted model, not a curated record. The transcript is spliced from 4 exons. The coding region runs from base 85 to 546 and encodes 153 amino acids.